UACGGGCAUGAACGUCUAGCGAAAAGUACGAGCUUGAACGUUUAACGACAAAGCGGAGCAAUAAUUAACAUAUUCAGGCCGAGUGAUAAUUAAGAUGUUACAGAUUUUGAGCAUAUUGUUUUGUGUUUAUUUCGUUAAUAUAAUUCAUAUUGCUCGGGUAAACUUCUUUCGUGUCUAACAAUCUUGCAUAAAUAAGCGGAACAAUAAUUGACAGAUUAAUUUUAUUGCUGAGUUUAUUUUUAAUAUAAUACAUUUCUUUUCGUGUUGUUCCAAUAAAAUUUCUUUCAUAUAUAACAAUAUAGUGGACAAUAAUUCUGAAGUCAUGACGUGCAGAAGCUGCUAGAAACAUAAGUGACGUGGGCUGUUGGUUGUUACUAUGAGUGUCAGGGAUGGUUCCGCGCGGAUGACGAUCAGGGAAACGGCCCUACUGAUGAUGGCACAAGCGUAUGCGGGGUGGGCACCAUCAGGAACGCACCCUAAGCGAGGAAAGGUGUACAACGAAGGUAUCAUCAAAGCAUCCUGCUCUGUGCAAGGUUCCCAUUGGCGGAAGCUUGCUGAACACAGAAUGACGCAAGGCUCCACCGACAUUGGUGGGUGGUGGAAAACCAGAAUAAGCCGUUCACUGAGAUCACGUGACCAACACAAAUGCGACGGAUGAUCUCUGUCGUGGGAAAUCGACGCUCGUGGUCCUCGCCACCUUUUCAAACUCGAAACUCUUCCGAUGCAAGCCGUUCAUCCCGCACGGCUUCACAGGUGGAUCGUUUCGCCUCAUCGUUCGUGCGUAAUGAUCGUUUCCAGUCGUCUAAUCCUCCCGUUAAAUUUCAACAAACCAACGACGCACACGUGCUCCUUUUCUGUCACGACUUUCCAGUACCGUCCAUCCCACAACGUCUUCGGAGCACGUGUUCCUCUACAAGUGCCAGAACAGAUAGACUCGGUGUGGGGUUGGGCGUCACCCCCGCUGCGCCUCCAAUUAGCCGGGGGGUCUCGGGGCGCCUCGGGGAGUGCAGGCACUGGUGCUGGUGCCCAGGCCUCACAGAGAAUGGGCGAAAUGGUGGUGGAGCGAGCUCCGUCCCCUCUACGCCUUGGCCACACCUCCGAGAAGCACCCCGGCGCCACCCUGACGGAACUAAAUGUAUUGCGAAGACACAGAGAACUUUGCGACGUUGUUCUCAACGUUGGAACGAGAAAAAUAUUUGCUCACAGAGUCAUACUGUCCGCAUGCAGCCCUUAUUUCAGGGCAAUGUUUACUGGCGAAUUGGCAGAGUCACGACAAACAGAAGUAACCAUUAGGGACAUCGAUGAGGUCGCAAUGGAGCAGCUAAUAGACUUUUGUUACACUUCUCAAAUAAUAGUUGAAGAAGCAAACGUUCAGACUCUCUUACCGGCAGCGUGCCUUCUCCAACUCGCUGAGAUCCAAGAUGUUUGUUGUGAAUUUCUUAAACGACAAUUAGACCCAUCAAACUGCCUUGGUAUUCGCGCCUUUGCUGACACUCACUCCUGCAGAGAACUUUUACGCAUCGCUGACAAAUUUACCCAGCAUAAUUUUCAAGAGGUAAUGGAGAGCGAAGAGUUCCUGCUGCUCCCUGUAGGUCAGCUAGUGGAUAUCAUAUCAUCAGACGAAUUGAACGUCCGAACUGAGGAACAAGUUUUUAGUGCAGUAAUGAACUGGGUAAAGUACAAUGUAACAGAGCGGAGACAACAUCUAGCACUAGUGUUACAACACGUGCGACUCCCACUUCUGAGUCCGAAGUUCUUAGUAGGAACAGUAGGAUCGGACUUACUUGUUCGUUCGGACGACGCAUGUCGGGAUUUGGUAGACGAAGCGAAAAAUUAUCUGUUGCUACCACAAGAACGUCCCUUAAUGCAGGGUCCACGAACAAGACCAAGGAAGCCAACACGACGUGGAGAAGUUUUGUUCGCUGUAGGAGGAUGGUGUUCAGGGGAUGCAAUCGCCAGUGUUGAAAGAUUCGACCCCAACACAGCUGACUGGAAAAUGGUAGCGCCCAUGAGCAAAAGAAGAUGCGGUGUUGGGGUUGCAGUACUUAAUGACUUGCUGUACGCAGUUGGAGGCCAUGACGGACAAAGCUACUUAAAUAGCAUCGAGCGAUAUGAUCCCCAGACUAAUCAAUGGUCGUGUGAUGUCGCACCAACAACUUCAUGCCGUACUAGUGUGGGUGUUGCUGUUUUAGAUGGAUUUCUAUAUGCCGUUGGUGGGCAAGACGGCGUGCAAUGUCUAAAUCAUGUAGAAAGAUACGACCCGAAGGAGAACAAGUGGUCCAAAGUCGCGCCUAUGACAACCCGAAGACUAGGAGUUGCAGUUGCUGUGCUAGGAGGAUAUUUGUACGCGAUCGGCGGGUCCGAUGGUCAAUCGCCCCUGACUACAGUAGAAAGAUACGAUCCUAGACAAAAUAAAUGGUCGCAAGUUUCACCGAUGUCAACAAGACGCAAACACCUUGGUUGUGCAGUGUUCAAUAAUCUUAUAUACGCAGUCGGUGGAAGAGAUGAUUGCAUGGAGCUAUCUAGCGCCGAAAAAUAUCACCCUCUCACUAACUCUUGGAGUCCCAUUGUGGCCAUGACGUCCAGGAGAAGUGGGGUCGGUUUGGCAGUUGUAAACGGUCAACUUUAUGCCGUUGGUGGAUUUGAUGGAACAGCAUAUCUAAAAACAAUCGAAGUUUAUGACCCAGAGCAAAAUCAAUGGCGGUUGUGUGGUUGCAUGAAUUAUCGAAGGCUAGGCGGAGGUGUUGGAGUGAUGCGAGCCCCACAAACUGAGAAUUAUAUUUGGUAGCUCAGGCCCCCCACUUCAGCUCAACAAGCUGAAAGUUUCACAAUCCCUACAACUCCAACAGCACCUCUUUCCGUUCCUAUCGCCAUAACAACAACUAGAAAACGCUAUCGACGUUCCAUGAGCAUCAUAUAAUAAUUAUAGAAUGACAAAAGUCAAGCAUUUCACCAAAAGUUAACGGAAAUUUGCGUAACUCAUUUACUAACAGCUCACCAAGAUUUACCACUACAUUUCACCAAAAGACAUAUAUAAAUAUUGUUAGGUAGCUGCACGUAAUUUCAACUGGCGACAUCCUCAGUUGUCUAAAAAAUAAAAAAACAAGGUUGUGAGAUAAAGAGCGUGUAAAUAAGUUUUCUUCCUUGAUUUUCACAUACUUUUGUCAAGGACAAGCAAUAUUUUUUUGAUUAUGACUCGAAAUAGUAUUGUAUGUAACGUUUACUAAAAUAUACUCUUUUUUUUUCUUUUGCUAACAUCGAAGGUUCUUAUAUUUAUUUUUGCGCCAUAACAUGACUCCAGUACUUGAUCGUUCAAUCAUUGCGAUACAAUUUUAAACCAUGCACGUUUGAAUCCAUGUAUCUCUUUCCCUUUUUCUAUUUGACAAUAUCACCUCAAAUGAGCUCAGGCUUAUUUUUGACUGAUUAUAAUCUCAGCUACAAAACGAUCACCAAUAAUCAUUUAUCAUUGAUUAUUAUUGGUUAUUCAAAUAGCUUCGUUUUAUUUAUGCCUUCUUUUUUCCGACGACUAUUAAGUAAGUAGGAGAGUAACAAGUAAACGAAAAACCAACACAUGAUGCACCCUAGAUGUAACGUUAAAAAUUUCAUAUUACAUUCAGCUGGGUUACUUUAUUGUAUUGGUGUAAAAUACCAGCUUAGCCACAUGACAAAUGUAGUCCUCUCUCAAAUUUAUUACGCUGGAAUUUACGAAAAUUAGUUGAAACAGAGUUGUUUGUACCGCAUACGACUAGGAUAACGUACCGAAAGAAAUUGUGUCAUGUAAUUAAUAAUAAUAACGUGCUUCAAUUUAUACGUUUUAAGACUUGCGUUGGCCUGAUGGCAAUAUUUUACUUGCCUGCUUGAAAAACUUGUAUAACUUUGUAUUAUAUCACAUACUUUAAUGUAUUAGAAGAAAAAAGAUUAUUCUUUACGUCAAAAUGUUUUUCUUUUAAACUGUAGCGUGCGAGAAGGAUUUAUUACAAUACAUAGAUUGAAAUGCAGAUCAAUACCAAUCAUAGGUAAUAGAUAACAAUAAUUAAUUAGCUAGUAGCUUAUUAAGUUUUGCAUUCCGUUCAUAGUAAUGCUUUUUUCGAAUACAUUAGCCGCUGCUGUACACAGUACAUAAAUAUGCUGGAGAGUUAUUUUUUUAACCAAUCUUCCGUUUACAGAACUGCACAAUGUCUUGUAAGAUGUUCAAUUCACAAAAUACUAUUUGAGCAACGUAAAUCUUGAUCAUGAUAUUAAUUCUGUAUAUAUUGACGAAAUACGUGUCCGAAUAAUGUUAACGAAAAUAUAUUAGUUAAACUUAA
This is a messenger RNA of Neodiprion virginianus, 4307 nucleotides long. It is a transcript of the gene dbo, whose product is annotated as kelch-like protein diablo. Lineage: Eukaryota; Metazoa; Arthropoda; Insecta; Hymenoptera; Diprionidae. Bases 722 to 2788 code for a protein of 688 amino acids. The transcript is spliced from 8 exons. The record is from RefSeq and is a predicted model, not a curated record. Gene Ontology annotation, molecular function: protein binding.